CACUUGAUCACGUACCUUCCUAUACUGGUGUGAACUCUCUUUCUCAAGAGUGUCAUACACCCACAAACCUCAUGCUCUGCAGUUCUGAGUUAGGUGCCGAUAAAUUGCAUGAAAUAAGUGCAAAGGCCCCAUUUGAAAAUUUGGACUGGGCUGAUGUUGAUGAAGAUGGUGGGUCGGCUGCAAUAGAUGUCUUGGUGCUUGAAGACCAAUGCCGCAAAGCAAAGCUGAAAGGAAGAAAAAGAAAGUGCUCUAAGUACCAUUGUAGCCCAUUCACCGAUCCUACAAGAAAGAGGGCCAAAGUACAAAACAAGAACCGAAGCCCAACAUUUGUAGACAUACGCGAUGAUGAAUGGCUAGAGUUGAAGAAGUGGGUUGAAGAGGAUGACAACCUAGAACCAACCGUGGUUGUACUUGCUAUUACGGGCUAUAAUAAAGUGAGCCGCAAGUUUGUCCGAGAGCUGAUCGAACCGGAGGAGUGGUUGUCGAGUGAACACAUAGACGCACUUUGCUCACUCAUACAGAAGUCUAUGGUGAACAAAAAAAUUGGCCUCAUUGGUCCAUACUUUACGUAUACAAUUCUGAAUAAGGACAUUAAUGUACCUAAGCACUGGGCAGAAGACAGGUUACUUCCGCGAGUUAAUUGGUCAAGUUUUGAAAAGGUUUUAAUUCCAUUGAAUGUGGAUGGCCUACAUUGGAUCUUGACGGAAGUUGACCUUAAAGCGAAGGUGGUUAGAGUGUAUGACUCUUUGCGGAGUGCGAAAUCUAAAUCAACUGCCCAUCAUCUAUGCAUCAGACUACCUUACUUACUUAAUGUGAUAAAAUGCCCCGAAUCUGCUGCAGUUUCAGAUGAUUUCAAACCAUGGCCUGCCCAGGUUGUUCCUGAUGUACCGCAACAACGAGGGAGUUCGGAGUGCGGAGUGAUGACGAUGGCAUUUGCGGAGCAUUUGGCAUUGGAGUAUCCUUUGACACCCGGAUGUGACUACGACAACAUGUUGGACAUGAGAAGCCAGUUUGCGGUGCGCCUAUGGCGUCUAAAGAAGACUGAUGUUUGACACCGUUUAAAUGACAUUAUUAGUGUAUUUGACAUUAUGUUUUGUACAAUAGUGUUGCGCUUUUUUGUACAAGGUUGUACACUGGAAUGCCAAACUAUAAUGCUUCCAU
Cuscuta epithymum is the source of this 1161-nucleotide messenger RNA. Lineage: Eukaryota; Viridiplantae; Streptophyta; Magnoliopsida; Solanales; Convolvulaceae. The record is from the annotation of a GenBank genome assembly.